Molecule: messenger RNA, 1537 nt
Organism: Cloeon dipterum
Lineage: Eukaryota; Metazoa; Arthropoda; Insecta; Ephemeroptera; Baetidae
Product: nose resistant to fluoxetine protein 6-like
Exons: 9
Coding region: 55-1431 (458 amino acids)
Molecular function (GO): acyltransferase activity, transferring groups other than amino-acyl groups
Source: RefSeq, a predicted model, not a curated record
UAUUGUUUUUUUCUAUAUAGAGCGUUUGCAUCGAUUCUAGUAAUUUUGAUAGUUAUGUCGACUUUAUUAGAAGCGUUUUAUCCCAAAUUAGGACGAAAUUCGUUUCUCAACGCAUUUUCCUUGAACCAAACCCUCAUGAACGAUUUAAUGAGACUACCCAAGGGAAACACACCCGGGUAUUUGGGAUGCUUGCACGGCAUGAGAACUGUGUCAAUGAUGUGGGUCGUCUUUUGUCACACCUAUACCCUCGCUUUGACAAAUUAUCCCACUCAAAAUUUGGUGACAUCAAUGUCUGAAUUAACUCAACAAUGGUUCAUGGCACCAAUACUUAAUGGCUACGUGUCAGUUGACACGUUUUUACUGCUGGGCGGACUGUUGACUGUAUACAUUCCAUUGAUGGAUCAUGCGAAAGGGAGAAAAUUCAAUGUGCUCAAGUACUAUCUCUACAGAUAUUUAAGGAUAACUAUUCCAUUAGCAGUAGCUGUCUGGUUUGUUUCCACUGUAAAGAUUAACUUAGGAAAAGGCCCUUCUUGGUUUAUUUUCUUGCGUCCUGCAAUGGAUUUGUGCCGAGAAAAUUGGUGGGCAAAUCUUCUCUACAUCUCAAAUUACUUCUUUGACUUCUGCAUGGGGCAUACUUGGUACCUGUGUGUGGACAUGCAGCUUGCUCUGUUGGCGCCGUUGAUUAUUUACCCUCUGAUUAAAUGGCCUAAAUAUGGCCUGGCUGCAAUUUUCGUUCUCACUCUGGGCUCGAUUGCUGCCGUAUUCGCUGUUACUUACACGGAAGAUCUGCCGUGGACCUCACAGUUUAACGUCGAUGCUGCCAAAUCACUACGUUACAGGGAUAUAAUAUACAUAAACACGCCCAUGAGGGCCUCACCGUACCUAAUCGGGAUGGCCCUUGGUUAUGUCCUGAGCAAGAAACACCACGUGGCUUUACCAAAAUGGGGAGUUGUCAUAGGAUGGCUCAUCUGCACAGCUCUAGCCCUUUCUGUAUUAUUUCUUAUUCUCAUUCCAUACUCGGAAAGCUACGUUGAAAACGCUCUGGAAGCUGCAUUUUACGGCAGCUUGCACAAGCCUGCUUGGUCUUUAUGUUUGUGCUGGAUAAUUUGGGCCUGUGUCAACGGCUACGGUGGAGUUGUCAACAGCAUCUUGUCGUGGAAAUAUUUCGUCCCGUUGAGCAAACUAACGUUUGCUGGAUAUCUGAUGCACGCGCCGGUUCUAACAUCACAUGCGGGCCUUACCAGAACUCCUUACUUCGUGUCACAUUUCGAAAACUGGUACCUUUUUAGCGGAAUUUUAUGCCUCACCUUGCCGUACGCAAUUUUUCUCUACUUGGCGGUUGAAUCCCCAGCAAUGAAUUUGAUGCGUUUGGUAUUUGGAAAGAGAAGAGAAGCUGAUCAGAGCAAUAAAAUUAUUGGAAAGGACGCCUAAGAUGAAACUAAAGCAGCUAAAUUUGAAAUUCGACAUUGGCAGCAUUGAAAUUUAAGGAUAUUUGGUGGAUGGAAGCUAAAAAAUAAAAUAUGCUUAAAUACGGUUA